UCCUGUUUCAGCCAGUCUGUCUGCCUCCUAGCGUAGUACUCUGCUUUCACUCACCAUUAUUCAUCGCCAUCUAAGGAUAUAUAUAUAUAUUUACACAAACCCACAGAGGCAGACGGAGCACCUUCCUAACGGACCCGAGACUUUGCAUUUGGCUGAUAGAGAUAUAAAAUAUACACCACCCUGCAAAGACAUAAAAGUGGGGCUCGAUAGCAGUUCUUCUUAAACUGACAUUUGUUGUUCCCCGCUACUACAUUUUUUCCAUCACAAAGGAUUUCACAAGCAGCUGCUGAGGCUGUUAGCUCCUACUCUAGCAAACACAAGUAGAUGACUGAGAACUCGGCCUCCCAUGAUGGACAAGAAAAGUGCCAAUGGCUUUCAGUCCAAGGCCAGUGAGGGUGGUGUUCAAAGGAAGCAGCUGCCCUACUCAGUGGAGACUCCCUAUGGCUUCCACCUGGAUCUUGAUUUCCUCAAGUAUGUUGAUGAUAUUGAAAAAGGCAACACAAUCAAAAGGGUCCACAUUCAGCGCAGGGUAAAGGGCCCACCUAAAUUCAGCACUCUGCCCAGAAAUUUUAGUCUUCCUGGGCAUGGAGUAAGGCCUCCCCCAAAGGAAAAGGACAGUACUUGGUCUGGGACGUCUACCCUGGGUCCCAAGCCUAAAUCACGAGUGACAGAGGUUCAACAGAUCUUUGACUUUCGAGCAAAUGAAGGCGUGAUUUCCAGCCAGAGCUGCAGGGGGACCACAAGUCAAGGAACUGGCUAUGUUUCAACUAAACCCAAAGAUGAAGUAGGCGCGGGGGCUCGCGGUGCUGAAGACAAAACUGGGGGGAUUCAGAUUCAGAGUCGUCCAAAUCUGCUCAGAGCAUCGAGCAUGCCCAUCACGCUACAGCAGCGUAAGAGUUCAGAUUCAAGCAGUCCUGACCGUACCGUGGGAACACCAGAAAACGGCUCAACAGAGAACAUGUUCCGGGCUUCACCAGACGUAACAGAAAGACGCUGUGUUCCCCAAGAUCGAGCAGGUCUUCACCAGCAGAUUACUGUUGCACUGAAGCGGGUCAGAGAGCUCGAGGAACAGGUCAAAACCAUCCCAGAACUGAAAGCUCAGAUCUGCUCUUUGAGGGAGGAGCGGGAGCAGCUGCUUCUUCAGCUACAAGCACAAGCCAAGGCCCAGGCUUCCAAAUUAUCUGCUACAGUACCAACAGGUUACGAUUCUAGGACAAAUAAUCAAUCGCAAGGACAGAGACCUUCACAGGAGAUGAAGUUAGUCCUAAAGACUCAACCCACUGGACGUUUAGAAGACACAAGUCUUGGGCCAUCAAACCAAGCUGCAGGGAAGGAGAAACAAGGUGAGACAGAGAAAACUAACGUGUUACUAUCUGAAGUGGAGAGCUCGGCACAAGGAAAAAGUAGCAUGUCCUCAGCACAAGAAGUGGAGAGACAAUCACUGCAGCUGGACAUACUUGAAAAACAAAAAGAAACAGAGAGUCCACUGGGACAGACAGUGCAAAAACUGCCACGAGACAUUUCAGGGGAGGAAUUACUAUCUAUCACAGUGGCUUUAAAAGAAACAGAGACUGCAGCAAAAGAAGGAAAACCAAAGGAUCCAGAUGAUAUGCAGAAGUUGCAGGAGAAGCUAACAGUACUAGAGACUAAACUUAUUCAGGCUAGCCAGGAGCUAGAGAGCACUAAUGCUCUUUUGAAACAGCAAAUAGAGGAGAACAAGCUAAAAGAGGAGAGAAUACUACAACUGAGUGAGGGAACGAGAGUGGAGGUUUGCACCGCACAUGAACGUCCAAGAAGAGAGAGCAUUGACACAGGGACAGUGACAGAAAGGAUAGAUUUUACCCACCAAGAAACAGAGACAGAAUCGCCUGGUACUGUAGAUCAGGGGACAGACACUGAAAAAAUCUGCAUUGAAGUGUGCAUACCAAAACAAGAGACUAAAAGUACAGAUCAAGGACCAGUGACGGGAAAAGCUGACACGCAUGACCAGGAGACAGAGAUGGAGGCGGCGAUAACAGCGACAAGUCCACCGAGGCCCAGAGCCAACAGCAUGGAACGAGGCACACUAACCGAGAGCAUCAUCACCCUGGAUCAGAUGACCGAGACCCCCGUGGCCGAAAGGGUAAACCAAGUCACAGAAACAGAAGGCGAGAUGGUGACGGACCAUCCUCACAGACCGAGGGCCAGCAGUGUUGACAGAGGGACAGAGACAGAAAGGGUGGGCACUGUGGACAGAGUGACAGAGACAGAGGUAGCCCAGAGAGCAGACCAGCAGACUGAGACAGAGAUGGAGAGACGUCAUGACAACAACCCAGCCAGAGGUGUAGAAGCAGAGAGUCAAGUGAGUGAGAACACAGGCAGCCAAAGAGACGAAGUCGUGGUGAGUGAAAGAACAGAAGACAGGGAAACAUACGAAAGAAUUCAAAGAGAGAGUGAACGUUUAGUUGCUGAGGUUUUAUCAGAAAGCUCAGCGGCAGCUGUAGAAAGCAUAAAAACUUUAGAUGUUGUUAGGAAGAAUGAAGAGUGCGCCAGUUCGGCUGCUAAAGCAGAAGAAAAUAAGAUUAAAGUGAGUUCCGAACAAGAUGACUCAGAAACAAAAGAAAUUACAGAAGUGGUUGAAACAAGACCAGCUGCCCUACAGAGAAGAGACCAGCUGCCCUACAGAGAAGAGACUACAGAGAAGAAAGAAACAGGAGCCGGGGAGGUUAUGUCUGCAGCAGUCAAAGAAACUGUAGCCGCUGACACUGUUGCAGUAACUGAGGGGAAUUCAGCUGUGAAGACAGCAGCUCCUGUAAGACCACAAAGAGGCAGGAAACCCUCAGUGGAGCAAACUCAGCCGUCACCUCCUCAACUUCAGGUGGUGCCUGUGCGUCCUCGUAGGGGAUCCAGUGAAACUCAGACCCAGCCGCAGACGAAAACCCAGCCCCAGGUGCAGGAACAGAGUGCAGCUCAGCUUGAAGCUCGGUCCCCAGAACAGCUCUCUGAAACACAGGUAAAACAUCAAACACCGUCUGUGCCUCAGGUUGAGGACCACACUAUAGCAAAGAAACCUCCUGGAGGGUCUGGAGAGAAGCAGUCUGAAUCUCGACUUCAGUCUGAGACUCAGGCCUUGUCUCCGGGCUCUAGUGAAGUCCAAGUCAGGCCUAAAUCAAUACAAGCGCAAUCUCAAACUUCUGUACCUCGGCGGGACUCAAAAGAGCUGAAAGCACCGCAGAGGGUGUCUGGUGCAUCACACACUCCUAGACGGGGAUCGGGAGAAGCCCAGACCCAACCACCUCGCCAAGCGUCAAGCGAUGCUCAAACUCAACCUCAGGGUUCACGUAGAAGCUCCAGUGAGGCUCAGGCCUCUCCGAAAGAUGCCAGUGAGACACAGUCACUGCGCAGAGGCUCCAGUGAAGCAGCUCAGCGCCGUGGCUCCAGUGAAGCAGCUCAGCGCCGUGGCUCAAGCGAAGCCCAGGGUUCACGUCGCGACACCGGGGAGGCCCAGCCUCCUCGAAGAGGCUCCAGCGAAUCACCAACAUCGCCUGCAGCUUUGGGUCAAGUUGUAACUCGGAUAACGGGGCUGCUAGGAGAGCAGUGGGCACAUCUCGGAAGCAGCUCUGGCACUCAGCAAACAGCCAGCCAGCAGGAGAGCGCGAGCACACAGAAAAAGACGACAGGGAAAAGAGCAGAGGCUGGAAAGGCAACGUCAGCCAAGCCAGCGGGGAAAGCAGCCCCAUCAGCAGCAGCGACAGGGAAACCAGCGGGGAAACCUGGUACUUCCAAAAUGAGCUCCAUUCAGAGCCAACUGGUCAGCUCCCUCAGUGUCCUCUCUGCCUUCUACUCCCCAAGCCAGAAAGCGGCUGCUGCCAGCAAACAGCAAGAACAAGGUCUCAAAUCCAUCAUGAAGAAAAAUGGUGGAGCAGGCAAGCAGGGGAACAAGGGAGCCAAGAAAAACCUGAAGUUUGUGGGGGUGAAUGGAGGAUAUGAGACGACAUCCAGUGAAGAGUCCAGUGGAGAUGAGAAGUCAAAGGUGGAGGUAGAAGAGGAAGAUAGCUCAGAACCAGAAGUGGAGAAGGAGCCUGAGAAGGAGCCUGAGAAGGAGCCUGAGAAGCAGCCAGAGGAGGGAGCAGAAGCCCAGAGAAAAGAUGCAGAGGUCCCAACUGAGGGAGGAGGUGCUGUGGCUAAAGAGAAGGAGACUGAAAGAGGUCUGCUGGAUCCAGAAAGUAGCCAGGAGCUCCUGGAAGAGCAGGCUGGAGGGGGAAGAGUCGACAAGGGGUUUAUAGAUGCAUGCCUUUAUGUAAAGGACCGCAUGGAGGAGGUUUCAUCCCCAGAUAAAGAAAUGCGCCAGGUUUUAGUGGUGCUCUACCAGGAGUGGUUCAGAGUCUCCAGUCAAAAGGACUCGCAGGCAGAUACUGUCAGAUUAUACCUGCGACAAGUGGGGAUGACCACACCCACUCUCCUGCCAUAUGUUGUUAACUUGACAGACGGCAAUGGGAAUAUGGCUCUUCACUACAGCGUGUCACACUCCAACUUCCCUGUGGUCAAACUGCUGCUGGAUACCGGCCUGUGCGAAACAGACAAUCUCAAUAAGGCAGGCUAUACUCCAGUGAUGCUGGCUGCUCUGACGGCUGCUGAGAGCCCCGAUGAUCUUGAAGUGGCACAGCAACUGUUGAAAGUGGGAGAUGUCAACGCACGCUCCAGACAGGCGGGCCAGACAGCACUCAUGCUUGCGGUGAGCCAUGGCCGCGUUGCCAUGGUGAAGCUGCUCCUGAGCUGCGGCGCGGAUGUAAAUGCCCAGGACCGCGAGGGCUCGACGGCCCUGAUGUGUGCCAGCGAGCACGGGCACACGCACAUCGCUCGCCUGCUGCUGGAGACAGGUCGCUGUGAUACCAGCCUCAAAGAUAAGAACGGUCAGACGGCUCUGUUGGUGGCAGAAGGAGCCUCUCAACAAGACAUAAUUGACCUUCUGAAGGCCAACGCUGAGGUCCAAACCUCUGAGUCCACAAGCACCGCAGACCUCCUCUGAGUCAGAGUUCUCCAAACCAUCCCAGCUCGCCAUUCAACCGCUCAACUGCUCUGUUUCCGUUAACCGUGGCCGCCAACGUGGGGAGAAAACACUGAAAUAAACACACGGUGGUACCGCACACAUCAUAAGACGUGGCAGGAGCUUUUCUUCCACGUCUAUGCCAGUAAUGCUGGUGGGUGUCGAUGGAUAUGCUGCAUCAACCGCUCAGGUCCACUGCUGAGGGUCCCGACAGCCUGAUGAGAAGACGUUUCCACAGUGUCAUGUGUGACUGACGGGAUGUUAAGUAGGACACAGGGUGAGACUAUAAAGCAGGACAACACAUUGGGUGGCCUAGCAAGUGGACAGAGAGAGCCUCUGAACUGCUGCUUCCUAUCAUCAGCUAACUCUUAAAGCAAAAUACUAAGCACAUGACCUACCUUUGCAAAUAUAGAAUAUGAAAUAAUACAUUAUUUCUAUUUUUUUCCCUUUCAUGACAUUGAAAUCAGUCUUUACGUAUUUGGACAUAAGCCAUUAUUGAGGACAUACUUUAUGUAGAAUAGAUUAUAAUCACAAAAACUGUAUUUUCUACUGCACUUUUUUUUUUAAUUGUUGAUGUGUUUCGUAAAUAGUCCUCUAUAAUAUUGGUGUCCAGAUGAAAUUAUAUAUCUCCGAAAAGCAUUCAUUAGGAAUUUAAAUAACAGAAUAUAACUUAUAACAGAAUAUAUUUGACAUUCAGUGUAUCGUUUUUGCCGUACUACCCAUCGCUUUUCACAUGUGGGACAUGGGUGCUCAUCAGCUGUGUGUUAAUGACAAACAAAUCCUUUCUGUGGGACAUUAAACUAUUUUUUAUAACCACAACAUGACCAGGCUGAAGAAAGACAACGCUCUUCUGUUAUGAAGAUUGUACUGCAUGCCAAUACGUUUACUCCCCCUACUGGCUGUCUUAUAGUACUAAACAGCAGUAUGUUGUAGUACUGUCUGUUCUCAUAGCGACUCUCUCUUUCUCUGCAUCUCCCGCCUUCAGUUCAAAUAUAUUGUAUGCCUUGUUCGCCUACUCGUUUUAAAAUCAAACCAUGUAUGCAACUGCUACAAAAUGCACAAUGAAUGUCAGGCUGGCUGUGACACAUUCCAGGAAAUUAAUGUAGCAAGUUUAAAUACACUGGCAUGGGCUUUACGACUAACAGACACAGACUGUCAGUGGAUGCGGCAGACAUUGGAAUGAGUCUGGUUAUAUAUAUUACGCGUGGCGAGACACAUCGUCUCGUCCUUGCUUUCGUGAGGUCUCAUUUCAUAAACGGUAAGACAACAUGGUAAAUCUGACCCAAGGUUUGGGUUGAAGGUAGGGCUGGGACUUGGGUUUGCGUUUUAAGAAGCAAUAGCAAUUGAAUACUACCUUACUGUCAGUCAUAAAGUAGGUCGAGUGAGUGACCUUGGUCGAGCCUUAAUCAGAAAACACAAGACAUAAGAUGUUUUCCACAGUGUUGAUGUUUUUGUACCGCAAACCUACGUUCGUAUUCCCGAGCUAAUAUGAAGCAGGAGUAGCGGUCUUUAAAAUAAAGUUUACAGUUUCCCACUCAGUGACCGCUGCUGAUGUCAAACAGUCCCGUAUGUUUACAGUUAAAUGAAAUGCUGAAAUGAUACAACAGAAUGGCAUAAAAUGAUCUGUAAUAUAACAUUAUUAUUAUUAUUAAUUUUAGAUAAUUCAUGUAGUUCAUGGACUGCAAAGGAAAUAGGGGGAGUAAGCCUAAAUUAGAAAAGAAAAUUGAUAGGCAAAUCGAUCAAGUUCAUUGUAAGCCUCUCUUUUCACCUGAUUAUGAUCAUAUUUAUGACUACUCUGAUCUUUGUUCUCUUUUUUAAAGAGUUGGAGGUGGGAUUUAAAGGGGAAUACCACUUACUACUUUAACAACUGCCAUAUAUGUGACCUAUGACCAUGAUCCAGUCUGAAUUUACAAAAGAAAAAAAGCUACACUCCAAACAGCUAACAAAAGGAAACGCUGAACAUUUUUCUAGCAUACAGACAAAUCAAACCUAUCAGCUGUUAUUAUCAUUUAUUAAUAAAACUGGAUUAGCAGUUGAAUAUUUGUGGCCAUAGUGAUACAUCAUGUCAUUGGAAUACAUUACCAUUUUGUCUUAAUUGGUAUUAAUUUGGGGGGUUUUUUGCAGUGGGGUUUGUCAUUCUAGUUAAUGUUUUCGGACACAAAUAUAAAAAUAUGUAGACUGACCAUGACGCAGGACUCAUUUUAAAUGAAGUAUAUUAUAUAGAUCUAUAUACUUUGACUUAUAUAGUACAUUUACACAAGAAAAUACUUUUUUUCACACUGACUUAGUAAUCAGAUAAGUAUUUGUGGGGGCUCACAAAGUAGCACAGGUUCUCUCCACAACGACGCUGCAUUCACACAACAUCAGUAAAUCUCAAUGUUAACUCUGUGCAGCGCAUCUGAUCAUCACUGACUGUCUGUGUAUGAAGGAACAAAAAUAAGAGUCUGUACAGCCGUAGCUUCCUGCAUUGCAGACAGCCAAAGGAUGAUCGGGAGGGCGCUGCAAGAAUUAUCUGGUGAAUCUGGUCUUCCGUGCCUGCGUAUAAGUCUCUAUGAAAAUCUAUAUGUUUAAUCCCCUGUGACCCAGAUAUUAUAAGGUUUCACAUGAGCACCAAAGAAUUGAAACCAAAUCUGUUUCACACGGGACUAAAUAUGUAUGUUAUCUGUUCCUGUAAAUCCAGCCAAAUAUAUGUAUAUGUACAUACAGUAUUGUGAAAAGUAUAUAACAAGUAUUGUCUGACAGUUUGCUCUAAGAUUACAGUAUUUAUUCCAAAUGCUAUAUUUUUUAUCGUAUAAUAUACCUAUGUAUGCAUGGACAAAUAUUCAAGUGAUACAGCUCAAUGGGAAUUUUGAAUGACUGAAAACUGUACUGAGUAUACCCUGAUGAUGUGAUCAUUUAACUUAUCUUUCAUCGGUUGGGUGGUUAUAGUACAUAGUGUGAUUUGACGAGGUUGUGGACUGUCAUGUGUCCUUUAAUGCUACUCUUGACAUUUCAGAUCUGACACUGACUUAAGCUAUGAGAGCAACGUCUCCCUUGUUUGAAUAUCAAAGUGGAAAUCCGAGCCGACGUACAUGACAGAGUCAAAUGUAAAAAGUUGUACCUCUCUGUAAGAUUCCUUGUACAACAGGCUUGUAUGUUACAAACCAGAGAAUUAAUUCUAAAUAAAUAAAUGAUAAACUCAU
Molecule: messenger RNA, 8208 nt
Organism: Maylandia zebra (zebra mbuna)
Lineage: Eukaryota; Metazoa; Chordata; Actinopteri; Cichliformes; Cichlidae
Gene: kank4
Product: KN motif and ankyrin repeat domains 4
Biological process (GO): negative regulation of actin filament polymerization
Cellular component (GO): cytoplasm; cytoskeleton
Molecular function (GO): protein binding
Source: RefSeq, a predicted model, not a curated record